AUGAGUGUGUCAUUUCCAACCCGAACAAUCGUUCUAGCAGGGGCAGUACUCUUACUUCUGAAGCGGGUACCAACAUCUGGAAAGUUUGGGACUCAGAGAAAUAAAAUCAUCCUAGUAUCAUCAAUUGUCAUGGGUCUUCUCAUUCGUCAUCUGUUCCCCGGUACGAACAAGAAAUAUAUCACCAACCCAACCAAGGUCGUGGGGAAGGACACAGAAGAAUACGACUUCAUUAUUGUUGGCGGCGGUACAGCAGGAUGCGUACUAGCGGCGCGGCUCUCUGAGGAUCCUUCUGUAAAGGUUCUGCUCUUAGAAUCAGGGGUUAGUGGAAAGAGUCUGAUUUUAACGCGUAUCCCUGUCGGUUUCUCUAUGCUAUUUGGUUCGAAGAAUGUUUACAAUCUCUAUACUGAGCCACAAGCUGGAGCCCAAGGGAAGAAGAAGUAUUGGCCUAGAGGUAAGAUGUUGGGAGGAUGUUCUUCUAUCAACGCUCAGAUGGCACAAUAUGGUUCACCUGGAGAUUUCGAUCAGUGGGGAAAGAUUAUUAAAGAUGAAGCAUGGGCGUGGCAGAAUUUCAGUCGUUACUUCAAGAAAUUUGAGAAAUACGUCGACGAUCCUGAAUAUCCAGACGUGACCAGCGCCGUCAAAGGGACCGACGGACCUGUGCGCGUCGGUUACUUCAGUUCAAUUUGCCAAAACUCGAAAGACUUCAUCACGGCCUGUACGAAAAUCGGAAUUCCGUACAAUCGCGACUUCAACACGACUGAAGGAACAAGGGGUGUGAACAGGGUCAUAACCGAGAAAGUAGGGGAGGAGAUCAAAGCCACGGGUGUUGAAUUUGCUAAGGGCAAGGAUGCUCGUCGUUACACUGUGCGCUCGAAACGAGAUGUCAUAUUGGCUGCCGGAGCUGUUCAUUCGCCCCAUAUUCUUUUGCUGUCCGGUAUAGGUCCGGCGGAACAUCUGCAAGAGGUCAAGAUUCCUGUGGCGCACAAUCUUCCUGGCGUCGGAUCGAACCUCAUCGACCAUCCAGUCGUCGACGUUUACUUCAAAACCAAGGCCAAUGACUCGCCCAAACAUGUAAAGCCACAUGGAAUUUUGGAAGUCUUCAAACUGGUGGGAUCCACAUUCCAGUACUUGACAUCACAAAGAGGGCCUUUGACGUCGAACUUCGGUGAAUCUGCGGCGUUCUGUCGUAGCGACGACCCAGGAUUGUUCCCUGAAAGUGAAUUCCCAGUGAAACUUGCGGACAGCACCUCGCAUUUGGACUCGCCUGAUUUGGAGAUAUUUUCCACUCCCAUAGCUUACAAGGAACACGGGCAGACCAUGUUUCCGAUGCACACCUUUUCCCUGCACGUGUGUUUGCUGCGACCUAUGAGUAAAGGCACUUUGCGGCUAAGGUCAGCAGACCCUUUCGCAGACCCUGUGAUGGAUCCCAAAUAUCUAAGCGCUCAGGAAGACGUUGAAAGAUUAAAGCGCGGCAUCAAGCUUAUCCUCAAGAUAAGCAAACAGGAGCCUCUUGCACAGAGGCUUGAUCUAAAUGAUCCCAGCCCCCUUCUCGAUAGCAAGUUGGACCAGAAGUCCGAUGCUGAACUUGAAGAGGUUGUUCGAGAGCGCGUUGAGACCUUGUAUCACCCAGCGAGCACCUGCCGAAUGGCGCCUCUUGAAGAUGGUGGCGUUGUUGACUCGAGUUUGCGAGUGUAUGGGAUCAAAGGAUUGAGGGUGUGCGAUGCAUCCAUUUUCCCUGAAAUUGUAUCUGGACAUACGGCGGGCGCUGUCCUGGCUAGCGCCGAGCACCUCGCCGAUAUUAUCAAAGCUGAGAUGAAGUCCUCUAAGGCUUGA
Molecule: messenger RNA, 1833 nt
Organism: Psilocybe cubensis
Lineage: Eukaryota; Fungi; Basidiomycota; Agaricomycetes; Agaricales; Agrocybaceae
Exons: 15
Coding region: 1-1833 (610 amino acids)
Molecular function (GO): oxidoreductase activity, acting on CH-OH group of donors; flavin adenine dinucleotide binding
Source: RefSeq, a predicted model, not a curated record